ACAGUGAUCAUUCCACCGAUAUAAUUGGUUGAUUCUUAAUCAAUUUUGUUGAUAAUAAAAAGCAUCCAAAAUUGCUUCGCUCAACUAGAGCCCCGCUUGGCUUUAGAUGCCAGAAGCAAAUGCCUAAACUCUCAGCCCAAAAUCAUAUUUGGUUUUACCCAAGAACGAAUAGCAUUUUUUGUUUUCUUGUUUAGCGAUAUAAAAUUGCUAUUGUAACAUUUUCGUAUAUGAAGAAUACUUGGAUUUCUGACAGCGAUCCAUUUUGAAGCAAUUUGUUAAAAAGCUUCCUUCUGUUGUAGGAGAAUAUCACCUGCAAAAUUGCUUUCGGUCAUGCUUGAGAUUCUAUUUUGUUCAUUUGCGUAAACAAAUUAGUAAACAGUGGGAAGAAAGGCAAUAUAUUUUUUGUCCCUUACUCCGGUGAAUUAUCUUUGGAAUUUUAGCCGCAGAAGACAAAACGGUAAAAAAAAAGUUUCUCGCUUCAUCGAUUUUAACUUUAUUGUUAAAAUUGCUAGUUCAACUUCUGGGCUGAAAGGAAUAAAAUCACCCCUGUAAUUUCUUGAAAUAAACUGGAAGGCUUCUUUGGUGUAUGUUAUGGCUCCUGGUCGGUUGAAUCCCCCUUCCAAUCACCUGAUGAUCCUAAUACAUGGACCAGAAGAAAGAGUGGAAGUUUACUUCAAUCACCACCAAGCCCAGGAUACGUUGGUGAGUGUUACCAGUGCCUUCAUGAAGUACUUCCCCCUCUGGAAGGCCAAACAGGGACCAGGAGUGAUGAGGUUCAAGGCACCCAACAUCGGACUGGACGAUGAGGUUCGUCUGCUGGACGUGUUUAUGGAACUGGGGUUCGAACUGGCGACCAACUCUGUGAACAACCACCAGACCAAGCUGGUAUUCCGCAGGUCAUUCCAGCUGCACCAGGACCUUCCAGUGCUCUACAGUGCUAUCACGGGCAAGGGAGAUGCAGCUGUGGAACACUGAGGAAUCAACGCACUUCCCCAUUACCCAUUGUAGCCUCCCAGUCAAAUAUAGCCUCAUAUUAGUAAAAUCGCAUAUUUUUCGUUUGAAGAGGUGGCUAAAAUAAAAUAUCAAAACGCAAAGCUGAAGUGCAAUUAUAAUUUUUAGUUUUCACACGAUAGACUGCCAUUGAAAGGAAAAAGUAGUUUUGAAAGUUACUGAUAUUAUUAUAGUUAUGUGCACAAAAACUGAGUUUGAUAAAAUUUUAGUAGAUGAAUAAAUACAGUGCUGUUUCAAUUUAU
Messenger RNA from Symsagittifera roscoffensis, 1253 nucleotides. RefSeq lists its product as uncharacterized. The transcript has 3 exons. NCBI's taxonomy places the organism in Eukaryota, Metazoa, Xenacoelomorpha, Acoela, Convolutidae. The record is from RefSeq and is a predicted model, not a curated record. The coding region runs from base 592 to 975 and encodes 127 amino acids.